CAGUGGGACAACAGUCACCAUGCUGGGUUCUCUGAUUCUGCUAUGGCUCUGCAUCAGCCUCCUAGCUUUCCUCGUCAGGACGCGAAGGCCCAAAAACUUCCCCCCUGGGCCUGGACCCAUCCCAAUUUUCGGCAACCUUCUACAGCUAAACCUGGAGAAUCCAAUGCCUGACCUGGAGAGGCUCUCAGUGCGUUAUGGAAAGGUUUUCAGCCUGUACUUUGGGGGGAGGCCAGCCGUAAUACUGAAUGGUAUGUCUGUGAUGAAGGAGGCGUUGAUCGGUAAGGCAGUAGACUUUGCUGGAAGACCUAAUGGCCUUCUGCUGAAUCAUCUCACCCAAGGAAAAGGUGUGAUCAUGGCUGACUACGGUCCCAGUUGGAGGGAGCACCGUCGAUUUGCUCUCAUGACCCUGAGAAACUUUGGCCUUGGGAAGCAGUCCAUGGAGGAGAGGAUUCUGGGAGAAAUUUCUUAUGUUUGUGCACACCUGGAAGCAAGUGCAGGAAAAUCCAUUGACCCCCAGACAUUGUUCCACAACGCUUCCUGCGACAUCAUCUGCUCCAUAAUGUUUGGCUCACGGUACGAAUACGACCACGACUUCUUCCAGGCCAUGAUCAAGAUGAUGGCUGAAAACUCCAAAAUCGCCAAUGGGCCAUGGGGCAUGGUGUAUGACACGAUGCCGUUGUUGAGGAACCUGCCACUGCCCUUCCAGAGAGCCCUCAGGGAUUACCACACAGUCAAACUCCACGUGCUAGGCAUCAUAGCUGAACACAGAGCCACUCGUGUCCCCAGAGAGCCACGCGACCUCAUUGACAGCUACCUAGAUGAAAUGGAAAAGAGAGGUGAAAACUGUGCCCCGUUUGAUGAUGGCCAAAUGAUCAUCAUGUUGCUGGAUCUCCUUUUUGCUGGGACAGACACAACAUCCAACACUAUCCGAACGGCCGUACUGUACUUCAUGACCCAUACAGACGUUCAAGAGCGGUGUCAGCAAGAGAUUGACGAAGUUCUGGAGGGUAAAGCUCAAGUCUCAUUUGAAGACAGACAUAAGAUGCCAUACAUGCAGGCUGUGAUCCACGAGGUGCAACGGGUUGCCAGCACGCUCCCUCUGAGUGUGUUUCACUGCACAACGAAGGACACGGAGCUGAUGGGAUAUCAAAUCCCAAGGGGUACUCUCAUCAUUCCUAACCUCACCUCUGUUCUGUAUGAGGAGGAUCAGUGGAAAUUCCCUUACGAUUUCAACCCAUCAAACUUCCUGAAUGAUCAGGGUCAAUUUGAGAAGCCUGAGGCCUUCAUGCCCUUCUCUGUUGGUCCUCGCACAUGUCUUGGCGAGGGACUAGCUCGCAUGGAGCUCUUCCUCAUUUUGGUCACAUUGCUGCGUCGCUUCCAGUUUAUCUGGCCUGAGGACGGAGGAGAACCAGACUUCAGCCCUGUUUUUGGUGUAACACAGGCGCCCAAGCCCUACAGAAUGACUGUGCAGCUGAGAGGAGGCCUUACCAACUGAGACAUCUCACACAGAUCACUAUAAGCAAACAAUCAGAACAAAUAACCACGGCAUAAAUAUUCAAGACACAUUUGGACAUUGCCAACAGAGAACAAGUUUCUGUUCACUAAAAACCAAUCAGUGACUCGACCCUUUGCUGCAAAAUAUUUGCCUCUAUGUUGUGCAUCUGUAGAAACGACACGUGUACAAAUACGUCUGUACUGGUAUUAAGUGUAGUCCGUUGUACAGAGCAUAUAGUGUUAUGUUAUUACAACGUUCCAGUCAUUGUGUGUAUUAUGCAAUUCAUAACCUGACGUGAACUUUACCUGUAUAAUUCAGCUCUAGAGUUAUCUUGUAUCAGUAUAAACGUCUGACUAGUUUAUGGUUGUACUGUUGUAUUGCCCUUAAAAAAAAUAUGCAGUAAUGUAAAAAAGGACCCCCAUUUUUCAACACCUGUUUUCGGUAACAAACUUUUUGAAGAUCAAAUCUGAUUUUUUAAAGAAAUCAUUUCAUUUGAUAUCAGUUUAAUAAAACACACUGAAUAAACAAGG
This is a messenger RNA of Chanos chanos (milkfish), 2025 nucleotides long. RefSeq names its product cytochrome P450 2F2. The transcript is spliced from 9 exons. Gene Ontology annotation, molecular function: iron ion binding; heme binding; oxidoreductase activity, acting on paired donors, with incorporation or reduction of molecular oxygen, reduced flavin or flavoprotein as one donor, and incorporation of one atom of oxygen. Bases 20 to 1495 code for a protein of 491 amino acids. Lineage: Eukaryota; Metazoa; Chordata; Actinopteri; Gonorynchiformes; Chanidae. Gene Ontology annotation, biological process: xenobiotic metabolic process. Gene Ontology annotation, cellular component: intracellular membrane-bounded organelle; cytoplasm. The record is from RefSeq and is a predicted model, not a curated record.